This is a messenger RNA of Pimephales promelas (fathead minnow), 3672 nucleotides long. It is a transcript of the gene dlgap3, whose product is annotated as DLG associated protein 3. Gene Ontology annotation, molecular function: molecular adaptor activity. Lineage: Eukaryota; Metazoa; Chordata; Actinopteri; Cypriniformes; Leuciscidae. The record is from RefSeq and is a predicted model, not a curated record. Gene Ontology annotation, cellular component: postsynaptic specialization; glutamatergic synapse. Gene Ontology annotation, biological process: signaling.
GGACCGUCCGCACGCGCACCGAGCCCUCAGCCCGGAGGAAUAUUGAGUAUUUUCAGUAGGGGAAUGCGAGUCUGACCUGCCAACUUAAACGCAAGUUUGCCGUGUGGAUUCUGUGAGGGUUUGCAAACAACAAGAAGUGUAUAGUUUGUGUCCAUUGAAGAGACCGUUUCCCCUCUGCUGAUAAUGAAGCACCAUUUCCAGAUGAGGAGGCAUUGACUCCGGCGCAGCCCUGUCGCGCCCACAGCGCCCCCUCUCGGCCCGGGCGGCCCACCAUGCCCCGUCCAUGAAGGGCUACCAGGUGAGUCGCAGUCUGUCUCAACACUCCUCUGGGCCUUGCUACUGCAUGCCUGAGGAUGGUGACACUGCGCGGGACUACAUGCACCACCCCGACCACUACCAGGGGCACAAUGACCACCCCUACUACCCGCCUGGUGGGCCCCCUGAAACCCUGGCCAUGGUACCAUCCGGCGGAGGCACCUUCCCUCGCUCACACCCCAGUCAGCCGCAGCCCUACGACUCCACGUGUGAAGAGUGUUUAUCCUCGGGAGUGCAUGGCCACGGGCAUAAGAUGCACCGUAUCCCGCCCAACCUUCUGGAUCAGUUCGAGAAGCAGUCGCCCUUCCACCCCGACGGCUUCCACACCCUGCAGUACCAACGCGCAGCCAGCGGGGAGCAACGCAGCGAGAGCCCGAGUCGCAUACGGCAUCUGGUGAACUCGGUUCAGCGUCUCUUCGCCAAGUCUCAUUCUCUAGAGACACCAUCUAAACGAGAGUUUAACGGCACCCGUGGGGGAGAGUAUCGGGAAAGGGAAAGGGGGCACCGCAGCGGUGGAGAGGAAAGCGGUGGACAUCAUUAUUCGGGAACACACCAGUCUCGCUCUGCCCGUCGCAACAAGAGCCGAGAACGAAGCAAGAGCGGAGACUCCCGCCACGAUUCUCGCAGCUCCCGCCACCGCAGCAAAACAGCUGGCUGGUGGAGCUCCGAUGACAACCUGGACAGCGACAGCAGCUUUCUGGUGGGUGCUGGCAGGGGCGGUCGGGGGUAUCCAACUGGACAUGAGACCCUGGAUGCUGCCAUCCAGGAGCUUACCUUGAGGAAAUCUAAGGGUCCACCUCCAGGAGAGUGCAUGGCUUGCACCAACAUAGCCAUGGCAGGGGACAGCGGACACUCUUUGAAGAGGAGCACGUGGUCAGCCAUGACGGUCAGUCAGGCUAGGGAGGUCUAUCCAUCUUCCCGUGGUGGUGGAGGUGGAGGAGGAGUAGGAAGAGGUGGAGGAGGAUAUGAGAAGGCAUUGGUUCCUCUGGAUCACAAAAUGAAGGAACGAUCACUCCACUUUCUGCAGGUGCCCUCAGAUGACUGGUGUGGUGGCGGUGCGUCAGACAGUGGUGGGGAGAUCCCCUGCAGACGUAUGCGCAGUGGCAGCUACAUCAAGGCCAUGGGGGACGACGACAGCGCUGACUCAGACAGCAGCCCCAAAGCCUCACCCAAAUCAGCCCUCAUCGCUCAGAGAGAAGCCUUCCGCCGGUCCGUCAGCAUGGACCAGCGCUCCUCCACCACAUCCAAGUACUCGUGUAAACAGUGCACAGAUGUGUACCCAAACAGCCGCACUACGCCUAAAAGCCACCCUCGCUCCCGCAGCUACACACGCUCUCUGACCAGCGCUCAGCUGAGCGACAGUUUGAACCUGUUUGGAGAGAUGGAAUCGCAGGCUGUGGAGGCACUGGAUCUACCCGGAUGCUUCCGUACCCGCAGUCACAGCUACGUACGGGCCAUCCAAGCCGGCUGCUCCCAGGACGAUGACUGCCUGUCUGUCUUCUCCAUGUCGGGCCCACAGGGGAGCAUGAAGGGUGAAGCAGUGUUCCCGUACAGGAAAGGACCCCCUCCUCUUCCCCCUCGCAUGUCCAAGCCAAUGAUAUCCGUGACAGCUCAAAGCAGCACCGAGUCUACUCAGGACGCUUACUUCCAGAGUACAGGACAGCCCGUUCUGGUCCGGCCCAGACAGCACAGCAACUCAGUGGACCUGACGGGGAGCAGUGGGGGCCGUACCUCAAGAGGAGGGCAUUACCUCGGAGGGAGCACGACGCGGGUCCGACAGAGCAGCAACUCUGCAGAGAGUCUGAACGGCAGGGCCCUUCAGAGCAUCGGCUACCCUGGUGGACCUGGUCCAAUGAAACCCAAACACAGCACCUCGGCCGACAACCUACUGGAGGGGCCAAGGGGAUCCAGGGAGCGGGCUGGAGGCAGCCUGGGGAAAUCGGCCUCUCUGCCCCAGAACAGUAUGUCCCUAGCUAAAGCUCUGACUGGAGGAGAGGAGUUCAAACAGGAAGGACGAGGGAGAAAGUGGAGACCCUCUAUCGCAGUGCAGGUGGACAGCUCAGAGACAUUGUCUGACUCAGACCCUGAAGGCAAAGCGCUGAGAGAAGUGCACUCCAUAGGGGUUCAGGUGGAGGAUGAAAAGAGACGAGCCCGUUUCAAACGCUCCAACAGUGUGACAGCGAGUGUCCAGGCUGAUCUAGAGACAGAGGGUUUUGGUGGGCUGACCGUCCCCACGCAAGACAAGGGCCUGCAGUUUGGCUGCUCAUUCCAGCGGCACUCGUCUGAACCGGAAUCAGCCAGUCAGUUUGCAGAGUACCGCACAGUGCACACACAAGGCCAGUGGGCAUACCGUGAUGAUUACCACAGCGGUUACACCACCGAGCCCGGCCCUCCAGAACUGAGGGCCCUGCCCCGCUCUCACUCCCCUCUGCCUUUGGCCCCCGAGCGCGGAGUGGGAGGUUGGAGCGAGGGCCCUCGGAGCCUCCCAGAUUCGGCCCGAGCCUCACCCUGCUUACGGGAUGGAGAGUUCUUCCUCCGGCUCCUGCAGACAGAAGUAGAGAGGAUGGAGGGAUGGUGCCAGAACAUGGAGAGAGAGGCAGAGACGAAUGAACUGCCGGAAGACGUGUUGGAACUCAUCAGAGGAGCUGUCGGCAGUGCUCAGAUGCUCAUGUCACAAAGAGUCCAGCAGUUCUUUAGGAUGUGCCAACAGAGUGUGGAUCCUUCAUCAUACCCUCAGCCCACCACUCAGGAUCUGGCGGGUUACUGGGACCUCCUCCAGCUAGCCAUCGAAGACGUGAGAGUGAAGUUUCAGGACCUCCAGCGACUGAAGGACUCGGGCUGGCGGUUGCCUCCUGAGAAGAAGGAGGACAAGAAGGUUCCACCUCCAUUACCAAAGAAGCCCAUCGGUGGCGUAACGGGCAGCCUGAGGGCCGACAGCACAGCCGAGGCCGGGGGCAUGCUGGUGGUCUCGCGUGGACGUAGCGUCCCCGAACGGGAGAAAUCGCUGGACCUGGGCGAACGGCAGAAGCUGGAGACGCGGCGCAGGCUGCUCCAGACCAAACGCUCCGCUUCAUUCCGCCAGAAUUCAGCCACGGAGAGCGCUGACAGCAUCGAGAUCUACAUCACAGAGGCUCAGACGAGACUCUGAAUCAGUCAGACACCCCGUAAACAACCACCGCGGCUCUUCUCUGGCCCUCUGCACAGGCGUCCAUGUUACAAAUCGGCCAGAGAGCGAGUGCAAUUACUCACUUUAGCGUGAUAGAUAACUACUGAAGGCCUACCAGUAUGCUGCUGGUGUUUGGAUGUGAGCUUACACGUUUUGUUUGAUUUUAUUUUGUUGUUGAGCAAGUGUUAUUA